This is a messenger RNA of Talaromyces rugulosus, 1923 nucleotides long. RefSeq lists its product as uncharacterized. The coding region runs from base 1 to 1923 and encodes 640 amino acids. Gene Ontology annotation, biological process: protein refolding; cellular response to unfolded protein; vesicle-mediated transport. Gene Ontology annotation, molecular function: ATP binding; heat shock protein binding; misfolded protein binding. Gene Ontology annotation, cellular component: cytoplasm; cytosol; nucleus. The record is from RefSeq and is a predicted model, not a curated record. The transcript has 2 exons. NCBI's taxonomy places the organism in Eukaryota, Fungi, Ascomycota, Eurotiomycetes, Eurotiales, Trichocomaceae.
AUGGGCCCCGCCAUCGGUAUUGACUUGGGUACCACCUACUCGUGUGUUGGUAUCUACCGUGAUGACCGCAUCGAAAUCAUUGCCAAUGACCAGGGUAACCGCACAACUCCCUCGUUCGUUGCCUUCACCGACAGCGAGCGUCUCAUCGGUGAUGCCGCCAAGAACCAGGUCGCCAUGAACCCGGCCAACACAGUCUUCGAUGCUAAGCGUCUGAUCGGCCGCAAGUUCGCCGACGCUGAGGUCCAGGCUGAUGCCAAGCACUUCCCCUUCAAGAUCAUCGACAAGGCCUCCAAGCCCGUCAUCGAGAUCGAGUUCAAGGGCGAGACCAAGCAGUUCACCCCCGAGGAAAUCUCGUCCAUGGUCCUCAUCAAGAUGCGUGAGACCGCCGAGGCCUACCUCGGUGGCGACGUGAACAACGCUGUCAUCACUGUCCCCGCUUACUUCAACGACUCCCAGCGUCAGGCUACCAAGGACGCCGGUCUCAUUGCCGGUUUGAACGUCCUUCGUAUCAUCAACGAGCCCACUGCUGCCGCCAUUGCCUACGGUCUCGACAAGAAGGUCGAGGGCGAGCGCAACGUUCUCAUCUUCGAUCUCGGUGGUGGUACUUUCGAUGUUUCCCUCCUUACCAUUGAGGAGGGUAUCUUCGAGGUCAAGGCCACCGCCGGUGACACUCACCUGGGUGGUGAGGACUUCGAUUCUCGCCUUGUGAACCACUUCGUUACUGAAUUCAAAAGAAAACAUAAGAAGGAUUUGACUACCAACGCCCGUGCUCUCCGCCGUCUCCGCACUGCUUGCGAGCGUGCCAAGCGCACCCUGUCUUCCUCCGCCCAGACCUCGAUUGAAAUCGACUCUCUCUUCGAGGGUAUUGACUUCUACACCUCCAUCACCCGUGCUCGUUUCGAAGAGCUCUGCCAGGACCUCUUCCGUGGCACCAUGGAGCCUGUCGAGCGUGUCCUCCGUGACGCCAAGGUCGACAAGUCCACCGUCCACGAGAUCGUCCUUGUCGGUGGUUCCACCCGUAUCCCCAAGAUCCAGAAGCUUGUCAGCGACUUCUUCAACAAGGAGGCCAACAAGUCCAUCAACCCCGAUGAGGCCGUUGCCUACGGUGCUGCCGUCCAGGCCGCUAUUCUCUCCGGUGACACUUCCUCCAAGUCCACCAACGAGAUCUUGCUGCUCGAUGUUGCUCCUCUGUCCGUCGGUAUCGAGACUGCCGGUGGUGUCAUGACUGCUCUCAUCAAGCGCAACACUACCAUCCCAACCAAGAAGUCCGAGACCUUCUCUACCUACAGUGACAACCAGCCCGGUGUGCUGAUCCAGGUCUACGAGGGUGAGCGUGCUCGCACGAAGGACAACAACUUGCUUGGCAAGUUCGAGCUCACUGGUAUCCCCCCCGCUCCUCGUGGUGUUCCUCAGAUCGAAGUUACUUUCGACAUGGACGCCAACGGUAUCAUGAACGUCUCUGCCAUUGAGAAGGGUACCGGUAAGAGCAACAAGAUUGUCAUCACCAACGACAAGGGCCGUCUCUCCAAGGAGGAGAUUGAGCGCAUGUUGGCUGAGGCCGAGAAGUACAAGGAGGAGGACGAGGCCGAGGCUUCCCGUAUCCAGGCCAAGAACGGUCUCGAGUCGUACGCCUACUCCCUCAAGAACACCAUCGGCGAGGGCAAGCUCAACAUCGAGGCUGCCGACAAGGAGAAGCUCGAGGCCGAGAUCGAGAAGACCAUCAGCUGGCUCGACAGCAACCAGACCGCCACCAAGGACGAGUACGAGUCCCAGCAAAAGGAGCUCGAGACCGUUGCCAACCCCAUCAUCUCCGCUGCUUACGGUGGUGCUGGUGGCCCCCCUGGUGCCGCUCCCGGUGCCACUGGCGCCUCCUCCACUCGCACUGCUGACGAGGUUGAGGAGCACCCUGAGGAGCUCGACUAA